Molecule: messenger RNA, 2017 nt
Organism: Phascolarctos cinereus (koala)
Lineage: Eukaryota; Metazoa; Chordata; Mammalia; Diprotodontia; Phascolarctidae
Gene: PIGW
Product: phosphatidylinositol glycan anchor biosynthesis class W
Biological process (GO): GPI anchor biosynthetic process; protein localization to plasma membrane
Cellular component (GO): endoplasmic reticulum; membrane
Molecular function (GO): glucosaminyl-phosphatidylinositol O-acyltransferase activity
Source: RefSeq, a predicted model, not a curated record
AGUGUCCUAACCUCACCCAGGCCCGCGCGCCCCGAGGCGGGAAUCUGGACCGGAUGUGCUAAGAGAGGGAGGACGGAGAGGAGAAAAGAGGGUGGGAUUCACCCUCGCCCUGCGCAAAACGUGUGGAAUCGGGCGGCUUGGAUCAGCAGGCUGACUUUUCUGGCGGUCGAAAGCUUAAUUACGGAAGGGAAGGCUCGGCCUAGCUGUAUCCCCAGCGCCGGGGAGAGGAUGCUUCCAGUCUGGCGGCUGCUUUUUCUGCGUGUUUCCCAGAACCUACAGGUCCUUUCUCUUCCCCCUUCCCGUCAUCUAGUCCCUGGUACCCCUGGAAAAAAAAGUCUAGGCUUAAACCUAGCCCACUGGUUGAAGAUAAUAAAGGAAGAAAAAAAUGUCUCAAAGGCAAAUGAAGGAGGCCUUUGUCAGCAACCUCAAUGGAACCAGCCUUCUGGAAAUUUCAGCUGGUUUGGCCUUGCCUCCACUUUGUACUAUAUGUAGAGGUCUGAUAUUCGUUCUGUCACAACUCCAUCAUGCAACCAUCUCAUAUAAAUGGGGAGCUCAUCUCCUCACUGACUUUGUUUUACUUGUAGUGCCCUUGGUAGUUUCUUGCACCAUUCUUUCUUCUGUGAUCUUUCUUAUGCCACCUGUCUUAACCAUUUUAGGUACUUGGUUGUUCUACCAGAUAUAUAACAAGAGGACCUAUUACGUCAGGGCACCUGCGGAAAUCAUUGAUGCAUUCCUGAAAAUCAGAGUAGAUUCCAAAAACAUUCCAUCUAUUACUAUGUUCCGUGUUUAUAUCAAUUUGGUCACUGCUAUCAGCAUCCUGGCUGUGGAUUUUCCACUUUAUCCUAGACGAUAUGCCAAAACAGAGCUCUAUGGAACAGGACUGAUGGAUUUUGGAGUGGGAGCCUUUGUUUUUGGGAAUGCUAUCGUUUGUCCAGAGGUUAGAGGAAAACUUACGCCCAAACAGUCCAGAUGUUAUUACCCUGCAAAGCAGUUGUUCUCUGUUUGGCCAUUAAUAGUGCUAGGGCUAGGGCGACUGACCAGUGUCAAGUCCAUAGGCUAUCAUGAACAUUUAUCUGAAUAUGGAGUUCACUGGAACUUUUUUUUUACCUUAGCAGUAGUAAAAGUGGUAGCCUCUUUACUCUUGAUUCUUUUUCCCCUUAAUAAAUCUUGGAUUGUGGCUGUCAUCAUUGCCAUAUUGUACCAAAUAUCUCUUGACUUUGCACAGCUCAGGAUGAUUAUUUUGCAUGGCACUGAUCGAAAAGGCACAAGGAUCAGUUUCCUAAAUGCAAACCGUGAAGGAAUCAUCUCCACCUUUGGGUACGUGGCAAUUUAUAUGGCUGGUGUGCAAACAGGAUUAUAUGUGUUAAGGGUAAAACCUCUUGUCAGAGACUGGAUCAAAGUGGGAUGCCAUCUUUUAUUGACAGCUGCCACUCUCCUUGGGUUUCUUUACAUAUGUCAAAUAUAUGUAGAUGCAGUUUCUCGAAAAAUGGCUAAUUUAGCCUUUUGCAUUUGGAUAGUUGCUUACAGCCUAACAUUUCUUAGUUGGCUGAUAAUAGGUAAUGUGAUUUUGGUCUUCACCAAAUUCCUGAUUAAAGGAGCUACUUUGCCAAGUUCUUGGGAUCUCAUCCAGACACUCAACACAGAUAAAAAGCCUUCAGAGCCUCUGGCCCACCGAAAUGGAAGAGAGCUGCCAAGUCUUUGUUUAAUUGCUGCCAUUGACCGAAACCAGUUACUUUUCUUCUUGCUGACAAACGUUUUGACAGGCUUGGUCAACCUGACUGUUGACACUCUACAUAGUAGCUCCUCUUGGACUUUAAUAGUACUUCACCUGUAUAUGAUUAGUAACUGUUUAAUUAUGUAUGUCCUGCACAUACAGAAUAUUACUGUAAAAUGCUGGUGAUUAUUGGGGCAGUAUAAAUGGGGUAAUGAUAAAUGUUAAUAAUGGAUUUUUGCGAUUAGAUGAUUAAUUUCACCUCAAAAUUACAAACUGUCACAAAUACAGACGUAUAGCAUCAUG